UGGGAGAUCUCAGCUCGCGUCUGCGCGGGUAGAAUCCAUCACGCUGCCCGUCUCCAGCACGCAGCAACGCGGUCCGACGCGAAGUCACGGGGUCUGCUUUCUUGAGCCGCGCUUAUGUAAGAUACAAAAAAAUUGUCAGAUGAGUUCGAGACAGAGAGAGAGAGAGAGGAGUUGACAGUCAGACAAGAUGAGACACCCGGUGCAGAAGCUGGCUUUUAAUAGAACUAACGGCAGACUGUAUCUUGCCGCGGGCGAGAAGCUGCAGGAGUUUGAUCCGACGACGGGGGUGCUUGUGCAGGAGUGGUCGACGGAGCUGAUCGCGGCCGAUGAGACGAAGGACGAGCAGCCAAAGAAGAAGAAGGCAAAGACUGAACAGGCGAAAGUCGUGCGGAAUGCGUUUCGGACGCUGAGUUGCUCGGAGGACGGGAGGUAUAUUGUCGGAAGCACUGAUGAGCUCAAGUCGUUGGUCGUUUUGAGCACGACGGAUCUUUCUCUGCAAUACUCCAGGAAAUUUCCCAAACGCCCGUCUGCGUUGGCAAUCACCGACAGCAACGAAACUCUGCUUCUCGGCGACAAAUUCGGCGACGUCUACUCCCUCCCGAUCGUGCCCUCUGCCGGCUCCAAACCAGGCCACUCCAAACUCUCGAGCGCGGAGAACGAGAGCGGGUACGAUAUCGAGCCGAUUUUCGGACACGUGUCGAUGCUCGUCGACUUGCUCGUCACGCCAGAGGUCGAGGGUGCGCGGUACGCGAUCUCGAGCGAUCGAGAUGAGCAUGUGCGGGUGACGCGGUACCCGGAGGCAUGUGUCAUUGAGCGAUUCUGUUUCGGGCAUAUGCAGUACGUUUCGCAGCUGCUGGUCCCGUCGUGGGCGCCGACUACGCUUUUGUCUGGCGGGGGAGAUGAUUUUCUCGCGCGAUGGAACUGGACUACGGGCGAGCUGGUGGAGAAGAUCGAGUUGGAGGCGUAUAUAGGUGCUGAGCCGAGCGAGGAGGAUAGUGAGUUUGAGGUUGCUGUUUCCGGAAUUUGGGAGAUUCCAGAGUUGAAGAUUGUGUUGGUGUUUGACGACAAUUCUAAAAAACUGCUCUCGUUCAAAAUCCCCGAAUCACAAUCCGAGCCAGCAAGAUUCCUAAGCUCAAAAAAAUACGAUUUAUUAGACGCAGCUGUUUCCGGUACCAACGGCGAAGCCUGGCUGACUGUCUACAACUCGAGCGAGAGUGAAGGCCCGGAGAUUAAGAAGAUCAAGGUGGACGAGUCUGGGGUGAUUACGGAGAUUGAGGAGGCGCUCGCGAAAAAGAUAAGCGAGACGGCGUCGUUUGAGAUUGCAUCGAGGGCGGAUGUGUUGGCUUUGCAUCCGGUUUCUUUGCUACGGAAGCAUGCGGAGCAUUAGUGUAUAUUAGUAGUAGUGGUUGUAUAUAGAGUAAUAUACAGAUGGUGAGAUCUAUGCGCUGCCAACAAUGAUACUCUCAUGACCAAGUUGCAGGAUCCAUUACUUUUCUACAGAAACAUACGGAGCAUUAAUGUAUAUUAGUG
Myxozyma melibiosi is the source of this 1530-nucleotide messenger RNA. RefSeq lists its product as uncharacterized. The transcript is spliced from 3 exons. NCBI's taxonomy places the organism in Eukaryota, Fungi, Ascomycota, Lipomycetes, Lipomycetales, Lipomycetaceae. Gene Ontology annotation, biological process: RNA (guanine-N7)-methylation; tRNA modification. Bases 188 to 1387 code for a protein of 399 amino acids. Gene Ontology annotation, molecular function: protein binding. The record is from RefSeq and is a predicted model, not a curated record. Gene Ontology annotation, cellular component: tRNA methyltransferase complex; cytosol; nucleus.